Lathyrus sativus (Indian pea) is the source of this 288-nucleotide messenger RNA. NCBI's taxonomy places the organism in Eukaryota, Viridiplantae, Streptophyta, Magnoliopsida, Fabales, Fabaceae. The record is from the annotation of a GenBank genome assembly.
AUGGUAAUCACAAACUUCAACGGAGCCGGCGUCGGAUUUGGUUUCGGUGUUGGUUGCGGUUUCGGUGUUGGAUGGGGUUUCGGAGGUAUGCCAUUGAACUUCUUGGGUCUUGGUGCAGGUGGAGGCUGUGGCGUUGGAGUAGGACUUGGUUGGGGUUUUGGUACUGCUUUUGGUAGUAGGUAUCGGUUGUCAAGAAUCACAUUUCAAGGAAUGGAAUUUGACAGUAAGGAGAAAAGUGAGAGCACGGAGUUGUCAAAACCGAAUCCAGAAAUAAGAAGUUCAAGAUAG